AUGGCCAACGGAGACAUGAACUCCAGCCCACUUCCCACCAUAUCAUCCUCAAUCGAGAGAGAAAUUGAAGUCACGCCAGUGGUAGACCUCGGCCCAUCUGUGUUCGCGAACAAAUAUCCUCUCUGGCACCCGAAGGGUACACGAGGGAUAUUCGGCGGUAUCACUAUUGCACAAAGCCUCAGCGCAGCUCAGGAAACCGUGAAAGGAGAUUUCGAUGUUCACUCAAUGCAUUGCACAUUUGUCUUUGCGGGAACCGCACUUACAACUAUUCAUUAUCACGUUGAGAUAGUGCGAGAUGGGCGGACAUUCUGUACGCGAGCUGUCAGGGCAAUCCAAGGCAAUCGCACAAUAUUCCUCGCAACAAUUAGCUUUGCUCGAUUACCACCGGAGUCAACUAAGAAACUCCGCCACGCAGAAUGCAACCCACCCACAGUGCCAGUGCCGGAUGAUAUUGGUAUCGAGUCCAAUAGACGUGAAGAAACAACGGAACUCCCUUACAUCAAUCAGAGCGUUGGAAUGCUCAAUUCCAACUCUCUUGAUCCAUGUGGUAAGCGAAUGCAUCAGUGGAUCAAAACACGUGGGAAAAUUUCACCCCAAGGUGGCCCCCGAGCGCAUCUCGCAGCAUUGGCAUUCAUGUCAGAUAGUUACUUCCUGGCAGCACUACCGCAUGCUCAUGAUGUAUGGGAGUUUGUCAAUCCUCCAAUUACCGAAUUUUAUGACUCUGAGGACCAGCUCGGAAUGUCAUCUCCUGUCCACACCAAAAUACCCAGGCCGCAUGUACAAGGAGGCGGGAGUGUUUCUAGUCAGUCCCGCAGAGUUGGCAUGAUGGUCAGCCUGGAUCAUACCAUCUAUUUCCAUCAAGUUAAGCGAUUGAAGGCAGAUGAAUGGCUUUUGACUGAAGUAAAGACCGACUGGGCUGACAAUGACCGUGGAGUGGUGUUACAAAAAAUAUGGGCCCGAGAUGGUACACUACUUGCGAGCUGUACUCAAGAGGGUGUUCUGCGACUUGAGGAGCGUCAGGAUGGUGUUGAAAGUUCCAAACUAAACCCCCGACUCUGA
This is a messenger RNA of Penicillium coprophilum, 1059 nucleotides long. RefSeq names its product thioesterase family protein. Lineage: Eukaryota; Fungi; Ascomycota; Eurotiomycetes; Eurotiales; Aspergillaceae. Gene Ontology annotation, biological process: acyl-CoA metabolic process; fatty acid catabolic process. Gene Ontology annotation, cellular component: peroxisomal matrix. The transcript is spliced from 2 exons. Bases 1 to 1059 code for a protein of 352 amino acids. The record is from RefSeq and is a predicted model, not a curated record. Gene Ontology annotation, molecular function: fatty acyl-CoA hydrolase activity.